Molecule: messenger RNA, 583 nt
Organism: Stereum hirsutum FP-91666 SS1
Lineage: Eukaryota; Fungi; Basidiomycota; Agaricomycetes; Russulales; Stereaceae
Exons: 2
Coding region: 381-536 (51 amino acids)
Source: RefSeq, a predicted model, not a curated record
ACAGCACCCUAUACCACACGCCCCUUCUCACAUGCUCAACCUCAUCGUAUACAGCCAACACAUCUAAACCUUCGACCGCAGAAUUCUCCGCGAUCACUCGCCCGUAUUAUCCAAACGGAGUAUCAGUGCCACACGAAGAACACACCAUACCCAUCCUAUAUGUCCCACCACUCUUCGUCUCCGUAGUAUGGAAGAGCAUGAUGCGUAGAUAUUACGAUCCAUGAAACGAGCGCCUUUACCUCGUAGUGCUGGAUCAGUGUCUCAAUUUAGUCCAACUUCCUACUGGACAACGUCGGACACGUUCGCUGCAACAGAAGUAAGCUCAAAGCAAUCCACGAUAUCAUAGAGCCACGAAGGCUGGGGACAGGGUUGUCAGCGAGAUGCUCACUCCUUCGUCGUCGUCUAGAAAGUCGUCCGUGAUCGCGAUCCGUCUCUUCGAACCUGAUCGAGUGAAGAUGGAGUCGAGACCGUUGUGUAUAUUCGAAUCGCAGAAAGCACACUGUACUUAUCGAGGCUCCGCCCGUAGAGAAGCAUGAUACAGUAGCACAAGAAAAGGGCCUAUAUGUUUCAUGACUUCUCGUCC